Molecule: messenger RNA, 2879 nt
Organism: Sus scrofa (pig)
Lineage: Eukaryota; Metazoa; Chordata; Mammalia; Artiodactyla; Suidae
Gene: GOLM2
Product: golgi membrane protein 2
Source: RefSeq, a predicted model, not a curated record
UCCGGCUCUUUUCCCCGCCUCCUAACCCUGAGGUGUUGGACCUCGGGUGCCAGCGGCUUGCUUCUCCGGUUCCGCCCAGCUGUUGCAGAAUCUAAUUCAAAGCCUCGGGAAAGCGCGUCGGCCGGAUUUGAGGAGAGGGGGCGGGGAGGGUCCAGCGGCUUGCGGCCCCGCCCCCUUCUCCGGCUUACAGGCGGACGAUUCCGCCCGCCUCCUCCUUCAGCUGGCCCUGGGGCUGCGUCCCCCAGGCAACUCGGCAGCCGCGGCCUGAGCUUCUGCCUGCAGGUGUUGGCGCUGAGGCUCCCGGGCACAGCCUGCUUCGGCUCCAUGGUCGGUUUCGGGGCCAACCGGCGGGCGGGCCGCCUGCCCUCCUUCGUGUUGGUGGUCCUGCUGGUCGUGAUCGCUGUCCUCGCCUUCAACUACUGGAGCAUCUCCUCCCGCCACGUCCUGCUUCAGGAGGAAGUGGCCGAGCUGCAGGGCCAGGUCCAGCGCACAGAGGUAGCCCGCGGGCGCCUGGAGAAGCGCAAUUCGGACCUCCUGCUCUUGGUGGACUCGCACAAGAAACAGAUUGACCAGAAAGAGGCCGACUACGGCCGCCUCAGCAGCCGGCUGCAGGCCAGGGAGGGCCUCGGGAAAAGAUGCGAGGAUGACAAGGUUAAACUACAGAACAACAUAUCAUAUCAGAUGGCUGACAUACGUCAUUUAAAAGAGCAACUUGCUGAGCUUCGCCAGGAGUUUCUUCGACAGGAAGACCAGCUUCAGGACUAUAGGAAAAACAAUACUUACCUUGUGAAGAGAUUAGAAUAUGAGAGUUUUCAGUGUGGACAACAGAUCAAGGAAUUAAGAGCUCAGCAUGAAGAAAAUAUUAAAAAAUUAGCAGACCAGUUUUUGCAGGAACAAAAGCAAGAGACCCACAAGUUUGAAUCAAAAAAUAGAAAUGAAUUGGAUAUAAACAAUCAUGCAGUGCCUAGAAACAUCCCAAAAGUAGAGGAGAAUGCUGCAGACAAGAAUAAAGAACCCUCAAGCAAUCACAAUCCACAUGGGAAAGAACAAAUCAAAGGAGGUGGUGAUGCAGGAAUGCCUGAAAUAGAAGAAAAUGAUGUUGCAAAAGCUGAAGAUCUGCCCACUGGUUUAAAGAAACCCCCUCUUUCCUUUUCUCAAUAUGAAAGUCAUCAAACAAUAUCCCAUCUUCCAACUGGACAGCCUCUGUCCCCAAAUAUAGUUCAAGAUUCUCAUGUCAACCACAAUGGAAACCCCAGAACUUCAAAACAGAACCCUUCCAAUCCUCUUCAGCGUAUAAUUCCAGGCCCUAACUUGGAGAAUGAACCCAGAAUUCAAGCAGAUAUUCUAAAACAGGCUACCAAGGACAGAGCCGGUGAUUUCCAUAAAUUGAAGCAAAGCCGAUUCUUUGAUGAGAAUGAAUCCCCUGUUGAUCCGCAGCAUGGCUCUAAACUGGCGGAUUAUAAUGGGGAUGAUGGUAACGUAGGUGAGUAUGAGGCAGACAAGCAGGCUGAGCUGGCUUACAAUGAGGAAGAAGAUGGUGAUGGUGGAGAGGAAGACGUCCAAGAUGAUGAAGAACGUGAACUUCAAAUGGAUCCUGCAGACUAUGGAAAGCAACGUUUCAAUGAUGUCCUUUAAACCGUAAAGGAAAACUUCAAAAACCUAAAGUGCUGUAAAAUGGAAUCAUUUCUACUUUGUCAAUUUUGAGUUUUGUUGUAAAGAUCAGUUGUAUCAGCUGUAAAGAUACAUUGAGAUAGAUUUAAGGAAAAAUUUUAAUGAAGAAAUGUACCCAUGUACAUAUGUGAACUUUUCAUAUUGUAUUAUUAAAGCAGAGACUUCUGCUGUUAUGUUACAGUUGAGCCAAAAACAAAGAAAGCAAAACUGUAAUCUUUGUAUUUAAAGCAAACUAAUGUAUAUUUUACAUUUUGUUGAGCCCAAUUCUUUCCACAGGUAGACAAACAGGAAAAAUGGUUGUACAGUUUAUAUGUUGCACAUAGCAUAACCAUAAUGAGAACAGUUAUUAAGCUGAAAAACUUUUUAUGCAGUAAUAUAGUCUUAUUAGUCCAACAGGUGUUCUGUUUAAUGUACCCUUCAUCUCAUGCUCUUCAGGGAAUUAUACCUAGAAUAGUGACAUAAAAAAGAGGGGAACCGGGAAGCCAAACACUGGGCAGCAGUGUACAAAAUCACUUCCCUACUCCUUUUAUUUUACAUGAGUACUGAUGUGUUUUGGCAGAUAAGCUUUCAGCUGAGGCCUGAUGGAAGUUGAGAUAAUCUGCAAAGACAUAACAAUAUUUAUGAUUUAUACCGUGCUUAGUUCAUGAAAUUUGAAAUGCAUGAUUGACAAUAUAUUUUCAGUUUUUAUUUUUUCACAUAAUACCAGUACUGUUUAGUUAUAACUAGUACUGGCUAAAUUUUUUAUAUUUUCAGAGUUAAAGCUGGUGAAGAUAUUAAUGAUUUAAAUGCCAGAUUCUGAAAGAGGCUAAAUCAACCUUGAAAUGAAUUUUUAAUCAGUAUUUCAAAGCUUCUCUGAUAGUUUUAGUGACCUUAUUUGACUAGACUUUUUCAGAAGUAUUAAAUAAGGAAUUUUAACAGGUUUUUAUUAAUGCACAGAUAAAUAGAAGUACAGUGAGGUCUACAGCCAUUUUAUUAAAAUAGUUUAAAAGUUUGUAAUAAAGACAAAGAAUCUUUGUAUUUACUUAAUAUGUUAGCUGAGAACCCAUAAAACUCAUAUUUGCUAGACUUACAAAAUUAUUUUAAAUGCAUUUGUCUUUUUUGACACUCUUCAGUAGAAUGUGUAAGCUAGCUAAUCCUUGUUUUCUGAUUGAAAGCACUUUUAAAUCUUACCCUCUUUCCCCCAAAUAAAAGGUUUUGAUCAUGAUAAA